AUGCAUAAGCGUAGCCCAGGCAGCGUCCAUGCCAGCGCUGUCGUGGUCAUUCUCACGGCAGCGCUGAUAUCGACCUUGCCGCAUGCCUCCGCAGCGGCCGCCCUUGCGGCGGGUGGGGACGCGACGCGGCCGUCGCCGCGGCGCACCCAGGCCCCUUACGACGCGGCCGAGAGGCGGCGCCUGCAGCCGGUGUGGGGCCAGAAUGGUCCCAUAAACCUCGCGGCGGCAGAAAAGGCGGCGUCGCCAAGUCCUGGGGUACCGCUCUAUGCGCCAGCGUUCCGAGCCCCGAGGGCCGCUGUCCCGUCGGUGCCCCGGCGGCCCCAGUGGGGCAAGCGGCUCCUCCACGGCGGCGGCGGCAGUGUCGGCGGCGGUAGCAGCAGCAGCAGCAGCAGCAGCAGCAGCAGCAGCAGCGGCGGCGGCAGCAGCAGCGGAUCGGGCGGCGGCGGCGACGGCGGCACGCAGCCGCGCCGGCGGCGAAUGCUGCAGCAGCGCUCGGGGCGCUGCGUCUGCGCAUUUGACUUCGACCACACCUUGCGGGUGGAGCGGGACGGGCGCCAGGAUGCGGCUGCCCUCGACGCGAAAGGCAUCGUAUCGGACUGCAAG
This is a messenger RNA of Monoraphidium neglectum, 603 nucleotides long. RefSeq lists its product as hypothetical. The annotation marks the transcript as partial. The record is from RefSeq and is a predicted model, not a curated record. Lineage: Eukaryota; Viridiplantae; Chlorophyta; Chlorophyceae; Sphaeropleales; Selenastraceae. The transcript has a single exon.